GAUACCUGCAAGGCUCGUCUGGGCAGCCAUGGCAUCCACAGCGUCCUCGUCCUCGUCCGUCUUCUCGGCCUUCGACAAGGACGGCGACGGUAAGGUGUCCGCGGCCGAGCUGCGCGGCUGCAUGGCGGCGGCUCUCGGCGAGGACGUCUCCGAGGAGGAGGCCGUGGCGAUCCUUACAAUGGCAGACACCGACGGCGACGGGCUGUUGGACCACAACGAGUUCCUGGGGCUUGUUGGCCAGCCGGAGGAAGAAGAGAUGAGGAUGAGGUGCCUGAGGGAGGCGUUCGACAUGUACGCGGCGGAGGAGACGACGGUGAUCACGCCGGCGAGCCUGCGGCGGACGCUGAGGCGGCUGGGGUGGCAGCAUCAGCAGCUGAGGGUGGAGGACUGCAGGGCCAUGAUCUGCCGGUUCGACCUCGACGGCGACGGCGUCCUCUCCUUCGAUGAGUUCAGGGUCAUGAUGCUCAUGGCAUAGACUGCAUUUGUUCUUUCAUUGUUGUCAAUUAAUUAAAAACUACUUACUUACUUACUGUCUGCGUAUGUAAAGAUUAUCAAAUGGGUUUCUCAUUUGCGUGACCAUAUGUGAUGAGAGAGAGUCCGUUUUCGUUCAAUCCAUUUCCAGAGGUCGAUCGAUUGAUUCGCCCUACUACAAGUAUACUGUUGGCAUAUAUACAUGUGACC
This is a messenger RNA of Oryza brachyantha (malo sina), 681 nucleotides long. RefSeq names its product probable calcium-binding protein CML25/26. The transcript has a single exon. The record is from RefSeq and is a predicted model, not a curated record. Lineage: Eukaryota; Viridiplantae; Streptophyta; Magnoliopsida; Poales; Poaceae. Gene Ontology annotation, molecular function: calcium ion binding. The coding region runs from base 29 to 475 and encodes 148 amino acids.